Messenger RNA from Mollisia scopiformis, 1458 nucleotides. RefSeq names its product MFS sugar transporter. NCBI's taxonomy places the organism in Eukaryota, Fungi, Ascomycota, Leotiomycetes, Helotiales, Mollisiaceae. The record is from RefSeq and is a predicted model, not a curated record. The transcript has 4 exons. Gene Ontology annotation, biological process: transmembrane transport; carbohydrate transport. Bases 1 to 1458 code for a protein of 485 amino acids. Gene Ontology annotation, cellular component: membrane. Gene Ontology annotation, molecular function: carbohydrate:proton symporter activity.
AUGGGAAAGGCAACAACAAUUGUCUCGGCCGUCUUCCUGGCCAUUGGAGGUUUCCUCUUCGGUUACGACUCUGGUAUCAUUACUUCCACGAUCGCCCAGCCCCGAUUCAUCACAUACUUCAAUCAUCCCAGCGAUAGUCUUCAAGGAGGAAUCGUCUCCUCGUUACAAGGGGGAGCAAUUGCUGGCACGAUUGUGACAUUCGUUGUCGCCGAUGCACUGGGACGAAAGCGAACCAUUGCUCUAGGAUCGGCUUUUGCAACCUUAGGAUGCGCGCUUCAAGCUGGUGCUGCUAGCAUGGCUAUGCUGAUUGUCGGUCGGUUCAUUGCUGGUAUGGCGGUCGGAAUUCUCACCUCAACAAUUCCUAUGUAUGCCGGAGAAAUCUCGCAGGCAAGCUUCCGUGGUAUCCUGUCUGGUCUUCUGCAAUGGAUGUUGAGUUGGGGAUUCCUCGUUGCCCAAUGGCUCGGUUACGGUUGUACAUUUGUCGACACAGACUUUCAAUGGCGCUUCCCUCUCGCAUUCCAGUGUAUCCCAGCUCUGAUCCUCCUAUGCGGUGUCUGGUUCCUGCAAGAAUCCCCUCGCUGGCUCAUGGAAAAAGACCGCCACGAAGAAGCCCUUGCCGUUCUGCACAAACUCCACGAUGAUGGCACUGAAGCCACAAAAGAAUACGUCGAGCUCGAAUUCCGCGAGAUCAGAGACGUCAUCAUCGCCGACCGCAGCACGAAUCAAAUCUCCUGGUCCUCCAUCUUCCGUAAACCAUCAUGGCGUCGACGUCUCCUCCUCGGAUGCGGUGUCCAAGCUUUCGGUCCCCUUUCUGGUAUCAAUGUCAUCAACUACUACGGCCCACACAUCUACGAACUUCUCGGGAUCGGUACCCAGGAGUCGUUGAUGAUCAUCGGUAUUAGUGGAGCUUUAUCGAUCGUCUAUUGCACCAUCGGUCUUUGGUCACUCGAUCGCAUCGGUCGUGUCAAACCCCUGAUCCUCAGUGCCGGAGGCUGCGCUCUUGCUCUCGUCGUCAACGCCGCGCUCUCCCAACACCUCACCGGCGCAGGCCCAAACCAACUUCGCGCCAUGGUCGCCAUGAACUUCGUAUUCAGCCUCUUCUACACUCCCACCGGAAUCAUCUCCUGGGUCUACCCCGCUGAAAUCUUCCCGGUCGACAUCCGAGCGAAAGGAAACUCUAUCUCCACAUUCGUGAACUGGACACUGAAUCUCGUAUUUGCGCAGAUAUCGCCGAAUGCAUUAAGUGCGAUUGGAUUCAAGUAUUUCUAUGCCUUCUUUUGUUUUGGGGUGAUAGCGGUAGUUUGUUAUUCGUUGUUCUAUCCUGAGACGAAGGGAAAAACGCUCGAGCAGAUGGAUGAGCUUUUUGGAGAUCACCUCCACUAUCUGCUCCUCUUCCGAGUCCUAGAAGCGCCGGCAUUGAUGGAGCUGCCCAUGCAAAUGAAGGGAGACUGCCCCUGA